This is a messenger RNA of Oncorhynchus keta (chum salmon), 2966 nucleotides long. Its product is annotated as myoneurin-like. Bases 265 to 2517 code for a protein of 750 amino acids. Lineage: Eukaryota; Metazoa; Chordata; Actinopteri; Salmoniformes; Salmonidae. Gene Ontology annotation, biological process: regulation of transcription by RNA polymerase II. The record is from RefSeq and is a predicted model, not a curated record. Gene Ontology annotation, molecular function: DNA-binding transcription factor activity; RNA polymerase II cis-regulatory region sequence-specific DNA binding; protein binding. The transcript has 10 exons.
CUACAUUUAAUAUGUUUCAAUGGUAUACGUAUCCGUGUGAUUACGCAACCGAAUGCCCGGUUAUUUUAAAACUUCCCCACGUAGUUUACCGCGUACUCGUCGCAUUUCGAAAUAAGAGCCCGUUGUUAUUAACGUUAGCGCGCUCAUCCUCGAUAACGAAGUGGGCCUAACCUAGCUAAACGUCACAUUAAAACAACACCUGGUAUUUUCAACCAAACAAUAACGCUAUUAUAAAGGGCAGUUUGACCCUGGCGUGAAGCAGUGAUGUCACAGCAGGCCCACAGCGAGCACCUGUUGGAGCAGCUGCGUUGGCAGCGGGAAAGCAACGUUCUGUGUGACAUCACGGUCGUUGUGGGCGACACACUGUUCCGAGCGCACCGUAAUGUCCUGGCGGCAUUCAGCGGGUUCUUCUCAGCACUGCCUGACAGAGGUCACCGGGUCACGACCCUAAACCCUGAGUCUGUCAGUGAGCAGGCCCUGGACACCCUGCUGAAAUACAUCUAUACUGGAGAACUACACACUGACAGUGAGGAGUCUGAGGCCGUGCUGAGAGCAGCAGUGUUCCUGGGGAUGAGGGAGGCGGAGCGUCUCCUGAAAGACAAAACAGACAGCCAACAGAAGACGAGGAUAGAGUCAGCCCCACACACCCCCUCCGCUCCCUCACCCUCCUCCCCUCUCUUACCCCCCAGCCCAGAAGUAAUCGAACCUCUGUCCUGCCUUUUUGGAGUGGGCUCUGUAGAGAAGGAUGAGGAGAGGGAAGGAAUGAGGGGGGAAGAGGAAGAGAGGGAAGAUCCAGAGUACACCCCUCCCUCCCCAAGCCCCCCAACAUCCCCCCGGAGAGGAGCCAGGAAGAGGAAGGGAAGAAAGCCCAAGGCCACACCUAGAAACCAGACCUCACCUGAAAACCAAACCUUGCCAAGUAACCAAACAUCAGCUACCCAUGACGACAUCCCAGAUGACGCAAAAGUCACCCAGCCCCAGAGGGGGAGAGGCAGGGGGAGAGGCAGGGGGAGAGGCAGGGGAAGGGGAAGGGAUCUGUCGUUAGAAGCAUCAGACCCUCAGAUCGUCGAGGAGAACCAGACAGACCUCAGCCCAUUGUCACUGAAACUUGUUAAGAGGAAUAGGAUGAGUAGUGGAGAGAGGAGAGGAGGAAAGAGAGGGAGGGGCAGAGGAAGAGGGAAACUGAAGGAGAACAGAUCGAGCGAUGGAGAGGUGAAUGAGCGAAAUUAUGAUAAGGGAAAGGCUGGGUUGAAGAACCAACAGGUGAAAGUGAAAAAGAAGCCGGUGUGUACGGAGUGUAACAAUGAGUUCUCUGAGAUCAGUAGUCUGAGGAGACACAUGAGGAUCCAUAAAGGACUGAAACCUUUCCAGUGUCUCUUCUGUUCCCGAGCCUUCACACAGGGAAACCAGCUCAAGAUUCACCUCCGCAUACACACAGGAGAGAAGCCUUUUGCAUGUUCUCAGUGUGACAAGGGUUUUACCCAGAAGUGUCAGUUGGUGGCUCACUGUAGAAUGUACCAUGGAGAAGAGAAGCCUUACACCUGUGAACAAUGUGGGCUGCAGUUCACUACCUCAUCUAACUACAAGAUCCACAGCAGGAAGCACAGUGGAGAGAAGCCGUAUGUGUGUGAACGGUGUGGGAAGGGUUUUGCCCAGGCCAGCACUCUGACCUAUCACAUUAGGGUCCACACAGGAGAGAAACCUUACCAAUGUGACACCUGUGGGGUGGCCUUCUCCGUCUCUUCUUCUCUCAUCACACACAAACGCAAACACACAGGUGAAGCGCCACACGAAUGUCUGGUGUGUCAGAGGGCCUUCAUUACCAAACGAGAACUCAACAAACACUCUCGCAUCCACACCGAAGGGUUUCUGCCCUGGAGUGGAGAGAGUGAGGAGGAAACACAGGUUGGAGAGAGUGAGGAGGAAACACAGGUUGGAGAGAGUGAGGAGGAAACACAGGUUGGAGAGAGUGAGGAGGAAACACAGGUUGGAGAGAGUGAGGAGGAAACACAGGUUGGAGAGAGUGAGGAGGAAACACAGGUUGGAGAGAGUGAGGACGAAACACAUGUUGGAGAGAGUGAGGAGGAAACACAGGUUGGAGAGAGAGGGAAGAGGAGAGAGGGGUGUGGAGAUCCAGCUGUUAAGCAGCGUGUGACAUGUGAGCUGUGUGGAAACACCUACGCUGGCAUGAGCAGCCUGAAGAAACACCAAGAGAGACAACACUUAGUGGAUGUUCCAGAAGGUGCUCUCCACCACAACAUUCCUAUUGAUCACCAGGGAAUGAUCUCCCGUGAUGCGCCCAGCCCUGUGCCUGAGGAACCAGACAACACCGACCCCGAGGAGCCAGACAACCUUGAGCCCGCGACACCUAACUUGAGCCCUAACCCUCUCUGUGUUCUAGUGGAGCAGCUGCAUACAUCUUCCCUCUCCUUCUCUUCCCCAGUCUCCCCCGCCGAAAAUAUAGAGCAGAUCAUCAUCAUUAGAACAUUGGACAACGACCUCUGCCCUGACCCCUAACCCAGACCCUAACGUUACUCUUUCAGGCCUGGAGUCAGCCCGCCGAUUCAACUGGAUCACAUAUGAUUCAGCUGUAGUCAGAUAUAGAACUGUGUGAAUAGUGACGAUGUUGAUGUCAUGUAAUUCUCUCCAUCUCCGAUCUAAAAUUAUUUUAUUUUUCUGGUGUGUUUUUAAUUGCUGUAUAUAGUUAAGUGAGAUAGUCACUGAGGACCUACCCCACAGAAGAGCCAGGCUCACCGUAUGCUGGCUUGCAUUCCUCUGAUGGUUCUCUGUUCAUUGUUCUGGUUUUAAACCCACGUCUCAGUAACAUGGGGCUUAUAACCUCUAAGCUAGAGGUUAUGUUGAGGUUAUGUUGAGAUAGGAUGGAUAUUUAUGAAAAGUCUAAAUUUUUUUCUUCUUCAAAUAAACAGCUUUAUUUUUUAUUCUGAGGAAUAAAUAUCUGAAAUCUC